UCAGAUACGAUCCUUUCUGUAAAAACAAUUAAAAACAAAAAACCAAGGAAGAAUUCUAAUGUGACGCAACAAUCCCCACGGAUUACCAAAGAAAACUUAAGUGUUUCGAGACACGGCAGCUGACGAGUUUAUUGUGAAGGUCAUUGGACUUCAACUAAUGAAUGACCUACUUAUCAGAUCCUUUAGUGUUUUCUUUUCUUUGUUCUUGUUUAUUUUUUUGUGCAGAAUCGCUCAUACGACUUUUUGUGUAGUUUAAUCUGUACGUUGCGGUAGUACAGCUGAGUCUGCUGCAAACAAGGAACUAAAUACCGAUAAGAUUUUACCCUGGGGCACGACUGGGAUAUUAUUUGAUGCGAAUCAGGUGGAAUUUAUCCGCGUGGAAAGUGUCGGCAGGAAUGACGUCAACGUCUCACCUUUCUUCGGGGAAGUCCGAAGGGGGCAACGUACGAUCUUUCAUACAGGAAAAAUUAGUUUUUUUUCUCGAAGGGCCCGCGGAAUACGAUGAAAUUUAUUGAAGACCACCGUUAACACCAUGCGCAUGAGGAAAAUACGGGGGGAUUACGGUCACUUGCUAUAUUCCACGGGUGAAUCAUGCAGAAAAACCUCGCACGCGCGCGAUAGAGAAAACAAUUAAACCGAGCAGUUCAAGUUCUCAAAACUAAUUAGGUGAAGACAACCCCGAUAAAUAUCCGAACAAUUUCACGAUAAGCAGAGUUUCGCCGUUCCGAAAUUAAUUUUACUUUUACAAGGUUUGUGCGUGACGAACGUGUUGCAUCGAAUAUCAUGAAGGACCAAAAAGAACUGAAGAAUCGAGAGAACGGAACCGAGAAUGGAAAAACCCUGUGCGUUUUAACCAACGGAAAGGGGCAUGAAAAGUGUACUUUUCAUCACGAUUUGGAACUCGAUCAUCGUCCACCGACCAGAGAAGCCCUUUUACCAGAAAUGUCCAGGAGCUACAGACUGCUGCUCAGUUCCCUUGGCGAAGAUCCGGACCGUCAGGGACUGCUGAAGACCCCGGAAAGGGCGGCAAAAGCGAUGCUUUUCUUUACAAAAGGAUACGACCAGAGCCUCGAGGAAGUUAUCAACGACGCCGUGUUCGACGAGGAUCAUGACGAGAUGGUUGUCGUGAAGGACAUCGAGAUGUUUUCAAUGUGCGAACACCACCUCGUUCCUUUCUACGGCAAAGUAUCGAUCGGCUAUCUACCCUGCAAGAAGAUUCUUGGACUCAGCAAAUUAGCUAGAAUCGUUGAGAUAUUCAGCCGUCGACUCCAAGUGCAAGAACGUCUUACCAAACAAAUUGCCAUCGCAGUUACCAAGGCUGUACAACCAGCCGGUGUAGCUGUAGUAGUCGAAGGAGUACACAUGUGCAUGGUCAUGAGAGGAGUUCAAAAAAUCAACAGUAAAACUGUUACUUCUACAAUGCUAGGAGUAUUUCGUGACGACCCAAAAACACGCGAGGAAUUUCUCAAUUUGGUGCACACGAAAUAGGGGCAGCCGGACUGCCUCCUUCCGAUCAGCCAUCGCAAAAACCUAGGCCAAGAUCCACUGCGUCUUGCACUCUAGAAAAAAAAGGUUUGUACCGUAUAGUUCGCAGUGGUAAAGUAUAUCUCUCUAUCUCACUAUCUCUAACAAGUUCGCAGCGUCGAAUAAAUUUACGUUUCGAUGAGUAAUUUGAAAAAAAACAUAUAAAAAUCAAUUUCAAUACAUUAUUGACGGGCAUCUGGUACUGAAAAACUGCUGAUCACUUGACAAUGAGACAAUAUCAUGGUAUUCCAUCUGAUUUGUUUUAGUUCAAUUGUGUAAUUUAAAGUUGAGUAUGUAAAUGUAUAUAUAUGUAUCUCAGCGAUCGAUGAAAUGAUCGUCUAUCUCAAAUGGUUGGUCAUCAGAGAUUUAUUUAAAUUGAAAAUGAGUAUCUUGAAGCUAUUUUGGAUUCGGAAUUUUUCUUUUUCUUCUUCAAUCAGAACUAGUGUGCAUGAGGAGGAAAAAAAAAAAAAAUAACUAUUUCAACGCAACGGCGUAUUCUUUUUUACUUGAAAAUAAUUAUUAGAAAGGUAUUGGCUGCGUUGAAAAUUUAUUUUGAAUACCAGAAAUUCUAUGUAUAUGUAAUCUAUAAGGUAUAUAUAGUAUGUUAUAUAUAAAGCUAACAAGGUGAUAUCCACGGUAUGGUUCUCGCAAUACGUCACAGCCAGGCAUCUUGCGACUUCCAGCCUUAUAAUUAUUAGGUGUAUAAUAAUUGUAAUUUACUAUAAUUAUUAGACGAUUCGAUAUUUUCUGUGCAAUAAUUGCACGACUAACAUCUCACGUGUACAAUCAUUGGUGUUUGAGAACGUGUCUCAUGAAAAAAAGCACCGAAUGAUUCGUCCUGUCGAAGGCCUAUGAUUUUUUUGUUAUUUAUUAUCCGACACUUGGUUCGUCGUUACAGAAAAAAAGAAAUACAAAAUCAAAGAAGAAAAAAAAAGAGAAAAAUGCAAGUAAUUGAAUAUUUUUGAUUUUUUUUUCUCUUCGACAACGUCGAAUGCCUUGGGCUCAAAUAUUUUUCAUGACAAAUGGCAAACCUGGGAUCAAUUCAUAAUUUCGAACGCAUUUUUGCGUAAGAAAAAAGAAAGAAGAGAAAAGAGUAUGAAACCCAGUAUGACAUUGAACCUGUAGUAUUAUCUGAUACAAUAAUAUAAUAUACAUACGAUUAAUUUUUUUUUUCUCUCUUAGGAUAAUUUUUGAAAAUAAGUUUCAUUUGCAGAACUUGCAGAUCUGCAUUAAUUUUAUCAAUAACGUGUCUAUGAAUUUUUUUUUCUAACAUGUACUUAAUGUACUGCGAGGUUUCAUGCUUUGAAUCAUUUGAAAAUGAAUAACAUCGCAAGCGGACAGCUGUUAUUAAUGAUAAGAUGUGAAUUCAACAGAUAGAAAAAAAAGGAAAGAAAUUCAUAAUUUGUUGUUAAGUUUAACAAAAUUUUAUGACGAUAUUGUUGUUAUAAAAUCACAUUUCAAUGAAUGAAUAAUAGUUUUUAAAAGUUAUUUAUGAAAAUUAUAAAGAAAAAACAUUUGAUAUUUAUGAUAUUUUAUGAUAUAUUAUAUAAAGUUAUAUUUAUAUUUUGAAAA
This is a messenger RNA of Athalia rosae (coleseed sawfly), 3096 nucleotides long. It is a transcript of the gene Pu, whose product is annotated as GTP cyclohydrolase 1. Bases 784 to 1488 code for a protein of 234 amino acids. Gene Ontology annotation, cellular component: cytoplasm. The transcript is spliced from 10 exons. Lineage: Eukaryota; Metazoa; Arthropoda; Insecta; Hymenoptera; Athaliidae. The record is from RefSeq and is a predicted model, not a curated record. Gene Ontology annotation, biological process: tetrahydrofolate biosynthetic process; tetrahydrobiopterin biosynthetic process. Gene Ontology annotation, molecular function: GTP cyclohydrolase I activity; GTP binding; zinc ion binding.